This is a messenger RNA of Protopterus annectens (West African lungfish), 2603 nucleotides long. It is a transcript of the gene PERCC1, whose product is annotated as proline and glutamate rich with coiled coil 1. The transcript has a single exon. The record is from RefSeq and is a predicted model, not a curated record. NCBI's taxonomy places the organism in Eukaryota, Metazoa, Chordata, Ceratodontiformes, Protopteridae. The coding region runs from base 28 to 864 and encodes 278 amino acids.
UGUAAGCCAGUACAGAACGAGAAUACAAUGGCAGCAGGUGUCAUCAGAAAUCAAAAUGAAUUCCAUCACCUCUCUGCUUUCCAGUACCAGUUUUGUAUUCCUCCUUUCCAGCAAGAAUUGGAUUUUCAGGAGACAUCAGAAGAAGAAGAGGAGGAGGAUGAGGAAGAGGAGUAUGAAGCUGAAGAAUCAGCCAGAGAUAAUGUUCUACUACUUGAGGACUUAAAGGUCUUGGAUCCGUCAUCUAGAGUCUGUGAACCUGCAAUAAAGCUGCUCCGCUUUGCAGAGAUCAUCAGCAGUGACAUUCAAAGGUACUUUGGAAAAAAGAGCAAAGAAGAUGAUCCUGACUCCUGCAACAUUUAUGAAGAAAGAUUCAGUGCUGGAAAAUCUGGAAGGGAACUAUACUAUGCAGACUUGGUGCAAAUUGCUCAGCUUGGGGACCAAGAUGGGGGUGACCAUUACGUAACUCUGACCCCUCCCAAGGAUGUAGACUACCAGGUCCUAAAAUCCAUGUGUGAUAGAGAUAGUUUUAACAAGCUGGGACCCUUGGCUGAACUCUUUGAGUAUGGUUUGUAUAAAUACUUCAGACAGAGGGCUGCAGAAGGUAAGACUGAUACAAAACAGAAACUAAGCAAGAAGUAUGCUCAUGUUAUUCCAAUGUACAAGCGAAAGCUGCCCCCUUCUUUUUGGAAAGAGCCAUCUCUGAAUUCAUCCUGUGUGCUGCACACACAUGGACCUGAUUUCAGUGAUCUCCUGGCUAAUUGGACAUCUGAGGCCAGUCAUGAACUGCAUAUUGGUGUUAUCAGUGAUGUCUCAAGAGAGACGUCCCGGAACAGCCUGGGAACAGAACAUUACCAAACUGGCUAAAAGGCACACAAAGCCAUCCUUAAUGCUGUAGUACAAGAAGAACUAUCAGAAGGUCAAGUCCAUGGUUCAGAUCCCAUCACAGUUAAGGCAGAAUUGUGUACUGUGUUCAAUCCAGAAAUGCUAAACUGUGAAUCAAUGCUACCCCACAGAAAAAGCCAUAUGACACAUUUCAGCUAUAUGACUUAGAUACACUAAGGUAUAAAAAUAAGGCUCAUAGAAUAUUCUUCUGUAUUACAAUGUUUUGUAACCAGCUGCCAUAUGAGACAGCAGAAUAGUGACAGUUGUGCAACUUAAAGUUUAUAAAAUGCUAAUAACUAUACAGUGUAGUUACAAGAGCAAUCUACACAAUAUGGAUAAUAUAAUCAACCCCAAAGAAAGCUUAAGCUGUUCUGCAUCACUACAACUAGUAGCCACAUUUCCAAUAAAUAUUAACCUCAUAUACCUGCUUCUGUUAAUGAACGGAAUGAGUCAUGGUUCUGAAAAGUAAGCAUGCUGUGCUCUGCAUCCUAGAUUGUUUUAAGAGUUAACAUUCAUGACUGUAGUCUGUAAGAGGGAAAGCAAAGGUAGAAACCUACAUAGACCUCAUACCACUCAGACACCUGAAGUGAGGAGUCCCUUUCUGAUAGCAGCUACUGCUAGCCAUCCAUCUUUAAAGAAAUGCAAGACCACUUGGUUUUCUCUGACAGCUAGACACUUUUUAGUCUGUUAAUGGUCUAUCUUCACCUUCCCACCCUUCCUUAAACAGUUUUAUCACCUGACCUUUCCCUAAACUGCUUCACCUUCUUUUUCUUAAACAGCAUGUCUUUCACAGUCAUAUUGUACGCACUGCUCCCUGCUGAACUCUGCUUACUUUACCAUAUUCUUUGUCUUCUUCACAUCCUCAACUUUUCUACCUUCAUCUCCUUUCUCUCUCUUAACAUAUUCCGAUUUAGUUUCACUGUGCUCCAGUCUCCUUCGUCCAAUAACCUUAUAACAAUCCUUUGGCCGUCCCCAACUUUUCACACUACAUUCAUAAACCACCAUAACCCUACUUUUUAUUCUCUGAUUACAGGAUCGGCUCAACCUUGAUUCUUUUUAGCCCACCUCUGCUAGCCCCUUCCUCCACUGACAUAGCAUCUGUCUGAGUUUAUUCUGACAAGAUGGUCACAACCCCUUGUUUCUCUGUCCAGAUACAGUAGCAGCUGGUAGUACAGUGUACUUGUUAAAAUACAAUGUUAAAAAACAGCUAUAUCAUACACAGCUAAAUAUGAUUCUUCCAGUUCCUACUUGCAUGCAUGGGACUCUGGUUUAAAUCAAUUAACCAGAUCAAAGCUCCUGGUGCUGGAUACAAUAGUUCUUUCAAACGUUAGGAAUGAUAUCAGGUUGUGGACCAUCAUGACACUCAAAUAUACUCAAGAAUAAUGAGGAACAGUUUAAAAAUUUGUAUAACGCUCGGCUGCAGGCCUUUGACAUGUAACAAAACAAAUACAGCUAAGGUCUAGCAUACUAACCUAAAUAUGCUGAAAUGAAAUUAUGCUGACGGCCAUUGUAAAUUCCCAUGUUCAUCUUACUUAACACUGUUAGCACACUGUUAAAGCAAAAUGUAUUGAGAUAAAUCAAAGUAAAAGUAUUGCCUAUAAAUAUGUUCACAGUACAGUAAACAGGAGAUAUUUCAGAAGUAAAGGAGGUAUAUUUUAAUACCAAUAAAUCACAUUUACAAAUGUAUGAUACAUAUGUGUACAUUUCUGUAAUAAAGACGA